UGGUGAGAAAUCAUGCAUAAGCAAAAUAAGCCCAGCAAGACUCAUUAAAGAAAUUACCUCGAAGUAUGGAGAGGUGAGUAAAAUUACGAAAGAAAAGGGAAGCCUGAAAGUUACUUGUAUUGAUGAAACACAGAUGAAAAAGAUUUUAGAAAUGACUGAACUAAUUCACACCCCUGUAAAGGUUGCACAAUAUCUGCCCAUAACUCAAAUCCGCGGUGUUAUUCAUAAAGUAGAUACCCUAAUCACGGAGGAAGAACUAAAUGAGCUCCUGAAAGAACAAGGUGUGACGUAUGUAAAGAGAUUCAAUAAAAGAAUAAACGGUGAAUUAUCACCAACCCCUUCUGUUCUACUAGUAUUCAAAGGGCCAAAUCUUCCACACCAUGUCUCCUUUCUAUACCAAAAAUAUGUAGUUGAUGAGUUUGUCCCUACUGUAACAAGAUGCCACAAAUGCCAGCAAUUUGGGCACAUCCAAAAGAAUUGCAAGGGUCAUUUAAGAUGUGGUGAGGCCCACACUUUUGAAAUGUGCCCCAAUAAAGAUCACCCAAAAUGCUUGAGAUGUAACCUUAAUCAUUCAGCGGCCUAUCAAGGAUGUACCUAUUAUAAGGAAGCAAAAAAUAUUCAACAUGUCAGCUUGCAAAAUAAUUUAACUUAUGCUCAAGCAACAAAAAUAUACCAUCAAGAAAAAAGAGAAGAAAAUCAUUCAAAAGAUCGUGAUUCAUCAAACAAGAAUAUAAUCAAACCCCUCAAAAGAAAGAAAAUCCCUGAUCAACCGAAUAUUUCGGAAGCUGACGUAGAACAAAUACCAAUUACGGUAAAGAGGUCGACCAUAAAAACGGCGACCAUGUCCACACAAACAGAAACGGCGGAAAAGUCUGUUCAGACAGAUGCGCAAGAAUUUACUUCUAAUCAAAAGCCUAAUGAAGCAGAAGAAUCUGGGCCUGUAAUUCCCGCAUCCACAGAAAAUGCUAGAGUCGACUUUUUGGCUUUCAUCACUUUUAUUGUAAAUAACCUUGACAAAGAAACUUCACAUUCAAACAGAAUUAGAUUAGUAGUUGAUGCAGCCAAGCGAGGUGCUUAG
Messenger RNA from Lytechinus pictus (painted urchin), 1078 nucleotides. RefSeq lists its product as uncharacterized. Bases 134 to 1078 code for a protein of 314 amino acids. NCBI's taxonomy places the organism in Eukaryota, Metazoa, Echinodermata, Echinoidea, Temnopleuroida, Toxopneustidae. The transcript has a single exon. Gene Ontology annotation, molecular function: nucleic acid binding; zinc ion binding. The record is from RefSeq and is a predicted model, not a curated record.